Messenger RNA from Fusarium pseudograminearum CS3096, 1599 nucleotides. RefSeq lists its product as uncharacterized. Bases 1 to 1599 code for a protein of 532 amino acids. The record is from RefSeq and is a predicted model, not a curated record. NCBI's taxonomy places the organism in Eukaryota, Fungi, Ascomycota, Sordariomycetes, Hypocreales, Nectriaceae. The transcript has a single exon. Gene Ontology annotation, molecular function: hydrolase activity, hydrolyzing O-glycosyl compounds. Gene Ontology annotation, biological process: carbohydrate metabolic process.
AUGAAGGUUUCCACAAUCCUGGCGGGAGCCAGUCUCUGGGUCGCUUCUUUGACUCCAACAUCGGCCGGCCUCGUUCCUCGCGCUGAUACAUUCAACAAUCCCAUCAUCUACUCUGACUUUCCCGACAAUGAUGUCUUCUUGGGCCCCGACAACAACUAUUACUUCUCCGCUUCCAACUUCCACUACAGCCCUGGAGCGCCGAUCCUACGAUCAAAGGAUUUGCUGAAUUGGGACCUUAUUGGCCAUUCCAUCCCUCGCCUCACUUUUGGCGAUGGUUAUGACCUGACUGGAAGCCAGCGAAGCUACCGCGGCGGAACAUGGGCUUCAUCGAUGCGCUACAGAAAGAGUAAUGGUCUCUGGUACUGGAUUGGAUGUGUCAACUUUUACCACACUUGGGUAUUCACGGCAUCAUCGCCUGAAGGGCCCUGGACUAACCGUGGUAAUCUCGGUGAUGGAAACUGCCACUACGAUAAUGGUAUCUUGAUUGACGAUGAUGACACUAUGUAUAUCGUGUCGGGAUCCGCAGAUGUCCGCGUCGCUCAAUUGUCCAAGGAUGGGUUCAGUCAAGUCAAAUCGCAAGGUGUUUUUAGCAAAGCCGACAUUGGUAAGGAAGACCUCGAGGGUAAUCGCAUGUACAAGAUUAAUGGUCUCUACUACGUCCUGAACGACAGCCCAAGCGGUAGCCAGACCUGGAUCUGGAAGUCCAAGAGUCCCUGGGGUCCUUACGAAAAGAAGCUCCUUGCCGACAAGGUCACACCUCCCCUCAAUGGCGGCAAUUCACCUCACCAAGGCAGUCUCAUCAAGACUCCCAAGGGUGAUUGGUACUUCAUGUCCUUCACUUGGGCCUACCCUGCUGGACGUCUCCCAGUACUGGCACCUGUUACUUGGGGCAGUGAUGGCUUUCCCAUUCUCACCAAGGGUAACAAUGGCGGCUGGGGAUCUUCAUACCCAACCUUGCCCGGCACAUCAGGCGUGACAAAGAACUGGGCGCGAACUGAUACUUUCUCCGGCACAUCUCUUGGCCCUUCAUGGGAAUGGAACCACAACCCCGACACGAACUCCUUCACUGUCAAUAACGGUUUAACUCUUCGCACAGCGACAGUGACCAAGGAUAUCUACCAAGCUCGAAACACUCUUACUCACAGGACCCACGGCAACCGCCCCGUCGGAACUGUCAAAAUUGACUUCUCCAAGAUGAAAGACGGAGACCGUGCAGGUCUCUCGGCUUUCCGUGAUCAAAGCGCCUACAUUGGCAUUCACCGCACAAACGGGCAAUUCACACUCGCUACGAAGCAUGGAAUGAACAUGGACGAAUGGAAUGGCGCGACAACUAGCAUGGGUGACGUAAAGGCCACUGCUGCUGUGCCUUCAGGAAGGACCGCUGUUUGGUUGAAGAUCCAAAUGGACACUGAUCCUGCGGGAACUGGAAACACUGUCUUUUCAUUUAGCUGGGAUGGAUCCAAGUACGAGACACUUGGCCCCAACUUCAAGCUUUACAAUGGCUGGGCAUUCUUCAUUGCCUAUCGCUUCGGCAUCUUCAACUAUGCUGAGAGCUCUUUGGGUGGAUCGAUCAAAGUGGAAUCUUUCAGCGCGGCAUAG